Messenger RNA from Cooperia oncophora, 1893 nucleotides. The record is from the annotation of a GenBank genome assembly. Lineage: Eukaryota; Metazoa; Nematoda; Chromadorea; Rhabditida; Trichostrongylidae.
AUGACUCACGAAGAGACUAAGCUGAGAAAGCGGCUCACUGAUUUUCAAAAUAAUCUGUCCACAUGGAAGGAGGAGCUUGAGAAAAAGACCGGGGAAAUGGAUGAACUGAAAGUGUCACUCCCUCGGGUUCAAGAAGAGCUUGCUCAAGCCCGAGCUUCUCUUCCAGGAAUUAAGGAAAAAGAAGACAAGUUAAUGGAAGAGGUGAGCGUAUUGCGUGCAAAAGUUUCCGAGGAUAAGCAGCUUGUUUCCUCGGGAAUAGCUGGAACGGAACGUCAGAAAGCGUUGGCUAAGGCAAAAAGUGAAGGACUACUCAAGGGCCUGAUUGGAAGAUUAGGUGAUCUUGGAACGAUUGACAAGAAAUACGAUGCAGCUAUCUCUACGACGACGGCAGCGUUGGACUCAUAUGUCGUUGAAACAACUGAUGACGGUCAUGAGGCCAUUGAUUACCUCGUAAAGAAAAACCUUGGUCGCACCAACUUUAUAAUCUUAAACAAGACGAAUGAGUUCAAGGACAGUAUGGAUACGAAGAAGAAAUUCCCUGCACCGCGAUUGUUUGAUCUCAUAGACAUCCCUGACCCACGCCUGAGAAAAGUCUUCUACUCAACUGUUUUCGAUACUCUAGUCGUUGAUACUUUGAAACAGGCUACUGAUCUCUCCUGCAAGGAUCGAUCGCUGCGUAUUGUAACACUUCUCGGCCAGGUCGUGGAUAGCUCUGGUACCGUAUCAGGUGGAGGGCAGCCGAAAUAUGGUCUCAUGGGUAACAAAGAAAAAGGAAAAGCAGAACAAGCCCUACGUGAUGCGCAAAGCAGACUUCCAGCACUUAUCAAGGAACUGGACGAGAAGAGUGAAAUGUUGGCGGAAACGUCCCAGGCUUGUCGUCAGAUGGAGCAGCGCAUUUUUGCCCUGAGCAAUGAUGCAAAUCGUCUUCGUACGCAGUACAAUGCUUGUGACAACGAGAUCCUUAAACUCACUGAAAGAAUAUCCCAUAUGGAGAAGCAAGUGGUCUACGUCAAUGAGCAGCUGCAGAAGAAUCUCGCUGAUGAAGAUGAAGUUGCUGCAAAGAAAGCUGAAAUCGAAGCAGCAACCAUAGAGAGGGAAGAGUGCGCCAAGGAGGUGGCUGCUGCCAAGGCCAAAGUUGAUGUUGUAGCUGCAAAAGUGAAAUCCAUCUUUCAUGAGUUUGUACAGAAAUAUCUCGAUGAAGCAGACACUGCAAAGAAAAGAAGGCAAGAAAUUGAGGAGCAGGCUGUGAAGGAACGUGUGAGCAUAGACUUGAACGAGCACAAUAUGGAAAAAAGAAAACUUGAGGAGAUUGAAGAGUUCCUCAAGAACACACGGCAGCGGAGGGAGGAUUUCAACCGGGACGAGCUGAAAUAUCUCAAAGAACUAAAGAUCUGCACGGAUGAUUUAGCCGAAAAGGAAGCCAGUUUAAAAGCCCUGCAAGUGGAGGUCGACAAGUUGAAAAGACAGAUGGAAGCUUUAACUUUACAUCAAACGCAAGAUUUUGAUAUUAUCCCGAAAGCCGUUAAACCUCGCCAUGCUAACGAUUCACUCGAUGACUCAUUCUUUGGAGACCUGGGCCCAAUAGAGAAGGAGCCUGAAAAGAAAGGAAAGAAGAAGAAGAAAGGUGCUGACGCUGAAGAAGAGUACCUCGAAUCACCAGAUGGAACUGUGCCAAAACUUACUCGCGAAGAUGUAGCUGACCUCGACAGAGAGCAUAUCAAGUUUACAUUGACAAAUACUCGUCACUCAGCCUUUUCCCCUGCCCCGUCCGGCUCCCAGUCUCCUCUCCUGAACCUGAUCGAUCCCUCUAUGCCACAUGCUCGCCUCUCUCUCGCGUCAUCGUCCUGUCCCUCACACCCCACAUCUCUUCCGUCUCUAACCCGACCGGAGUGA